CUCUCUCUCUCUCUCUCUCUCUCUCUCAAAGACUUAUUUUCCUCUCUAGAGUCCUAGACACCAUUAAACCACCUCCAACACCACCCUCCUCUCCAUACAAAUGAGAAAGAGAAACAUAAAAACAAAAGGUGGUAGAUGCAUGAGCCACAAACUUAAUACAUAAUCUCUUCUUUCUCUCUCUAUCUCCUCUCUUUUUUACUCACCACCUUUCCUUCCUAAAUUCCUAAAUCCCUUUGCACUUUGCUCACCAACCACCUUUGCGAUUCCCCUCCGCUUCCACGCUCCCUCAGCUGCCGCCUUCCCUGCCUCUUCAGCAACUCUGAAAGAAGAUUGGCCCAAACCAUGGAAGGUUUUUCGUGUUUGCAUUGCUUUGUUUUUGAUAGUUCAAGAUCAACCGCAUUAUUUCCCCUUAAAUGCAUACAAAUCGAAGGGAGCUAUGUGAUACAUGAAAGAAGUUGAAAAGUAGGCCAUUGUACAUUAAUUGGAAAUUUGAGUCAAAAUAUGGUGAGCUUACGAAGGCGCAAGCUUUUGGGGCUAUGCUCUGGGAGAAGUUCAUUCAUAGCUCCACUUCCUAGGGUUUUCAAUGGAACUGCUCCUGCAAAUCCUACCCAGACCAACAAUCCUGUCAGAGUGCAUCCAGUACCUUCAGAUGAUGUAAACCAGCCAAUGGGGAAUAAAGUACGAUCUGGAUCAUCAAAUGAAACUGGUUCAAGCUCAUCCAAAGAGCAGCCCAUUCAACCAGUUGCAGGGCCACCAAUAAAACGCAGAAAGCGACACAGGAGAAAGCUUUUUCAAAACCAAGAACCAUGUCUGAUGAGAGGUGUCUAUUACAAGAAUAUGAAAUGGCAGGCAGCAAUUAAAGUUGAUAAGAAACAAAUUCACCUUGGAACUGUUGGUUCACAAGAAGAGGCUGCCCGUUUGUAUGACAGGGCUGCUUUCAUGUGUGGGAGGGAACCCAAUUUCGAGCUUUCUGAGGAGGAGAAGCAAGAACUCAGGAAAUUCAAGUGGGAAGAAUUCUUGGCAAUAACUCGUCAUGCGAUUACUAGUAAAAAACAUAAGCGAAGGCUUGGGACGGGGUCGCAGAGGAGGUCGGAGUCUCCAAUGAAUAACAGUGAAUGGGAUGGCAAGAAAGAGGCCAAUGACCUUUCAGCUUCAGAAGAUGUGGAGCCAGACACAUCAGCCUCUUGAAAAUUAUGAACAAGGAUGAAAUCAUAUUCCAGUUCUAACAGUGAAGUUGUAGCCGAUAGGGCUCCAUUUUUGGUUCACAAGUAUUAGGUUAAUAAUGGUAGAUUUCAUUGUCUCCUCAGAAGCAAUUCCUUAUGACUUCUGCACUAUAAAUAGUUACAUACUGGAUGUAGAUUAGUUAUAAAUUACCAUUAUAUUUAAGCCA
Molecule: messenger RNA, 1390 nt
Organism: Juglans microcarpa x Juglans regia
Lineage: Eukaryota; Viridiplantae; Streptophyta; Magnoliopsida; Fagales; Juglandaceae
Product: ethylene-responsive transcription factor-like protein At4g13040
Exons: 8
Coding region: 502-1188 (228 amino acids)
Biological process (GO): regulation of DNA-templated transcription
Molecular function (GO): DNA-binding transcription factor activity; DNA binding
Source: RefSeq, a predicted model, not a curated record